AGACACGUGUUUCCGUUUUCAUUCAUCGUCAGAGUGACAAUCAGUCGGUGGAUUUUAUUUUGGUUCUCCCUUUUUCGCACCACAGCAGUUUCAAUUUGCGUGCCUAUGUUAUCAGAUGUUUCGUCCGUGUUGCUAUCACUAGUAUCGCCCAUCUCGGUGGUGCUCCACUUUAUUGCACAGAGCUUAGUGUUAUCAUUCGGAAGAAACGUGAACACGGCUAUUUGUUGCAAUUACUUUUGAGUGACAUUCUACUGAAGUUCUUCUUUAUUUUUUUUUCGGUGUGAAUUAAAGUGCGAGGAACUUCCCUACCCGAAUCGGCAAUCUCACUCUCAAUCAAUCCCGUUGUAUGUGUCUGUUCGAAAGAUGAUUCUUCCGGCUGAUUUACUUUGACAGUAGCUUUAAAAAAUAUGUGUGCUUUGCAUAAAUGAACUAUUUAUAGCAGCAAGUUAUCCAACCGUGAAAAUUAUUUAUUUUUGUGAGCGAUCAUACAAGAUAUAAUUUUAUAUCUGUCGAGUGUGAACAUAUUAAUUUUUCAUUCUUUCUCCUGUAUCAGCCAAAAGACAAUGACUCUUCAGUCCAUUCGAUAUGAGAAAGGGAGUCUGGAAAUUCUGGAUCAACUACUUCUUCCCGUUCAGUCAAAGUACAUUGCUGUGAAAGGUGUUGAGGAUGGCUGGAGAGUGAUUAAUAAAAUGCAGGUUCGCGGAGCCCCGGCAAUUGCCAUUGUUGGGUGCCUUUCUUUGGCUGUGGAAAUCUAUCCUGAGGAGUAUGAGAGUAAGAAGACACUGCGCCAGGAGAUUGAGGGAAAACUCAAUUAUCUGGUGUCCAGUAGACCAACGGCUGUUAAUAUGAAGGGUGCUGCAGAAGAGAUGAUCGCCUUAGCCAAUGAUUUGGCCAAAGAUGACUCAGUGUCUGCAUCGGAGAUGAAACAGAGGUUUUUGGCGGCCACAGAGGCGAUGCUUCAGAAAGAUAUUUCAGAUAACAUGGCGAUUGGCACUCAUGGUGCAACUGCAAUUUUAUCUAAUGUCUCUGGCGAUGGACCAAUCCGUGUUUUAACGCACUGCAACACGGGGUCAUUAGCGACUGCCGGGUAUGGAACAGCACUGGGAGUUGUGAGAAAAUUGCAUGAACUGAAGCGAUUAGAACACGUUUAUUGCACUGAGACACGUCCAUAUAAUCAAGGUGCCCGACUCACAGCCUUCGAAUUGGUCCACGAUAAGCUUCCGGCCACCUUGAUCCUGGACAGUAUGGUGGCUGCACUCUUCCGCUGUCGCAAUAUCGGCGCAGUUGUCGUGGGCGCCGAUCGAGUGGCUGCGAAUGGUGAUACUGCCAACAAGAUUGGCACGUACCAGAUUGCUGUCGUGGCCAAACAUCACGGUGUACCAUUCUACAUCGCAGCCCCGCUCACGUCCAUCGACCUCAAGAUCUCGUGCGGCGACCACAUCAUCAUCGAGGAGCGGCCAGAUCGCGAAAUGACGCACGUUGGCGAACAUCGAAUUGCCGCUCCUGGGAUCACGUGCUGGAAUCCAGCUUUUGACGUCACCCCAGCCGCUCUUAUCUCUGGCAUAAUCACGGAGAAGGGCGUGUUCACGCCCAAUGAACUCCAGGAGCAGGUUCUCAAGCACACACAGCCAUCCAGCGAUUCCUAACUCACUCAGCCGAUUCGCCAGAAAAGUCCCAAAAUCUCCAACAGCCACAUAGAGAUUCGUGUCCAACUGUACGUUAACGGUGUUUCUUCCAGAAUUUACAAUUAAUUCACUCUUUAUUAUUUUUCUUUAUUGUUUUUUUUGUAAAACACAACAAUAUUAAAUAAUUGCUAUAUUUGUAACUUCCCA
Phlebotomus papatasi is the source of this 1832-nucleotide messenger RNA. Its product is annotated as methylthioribose-1-phosphate isomerase. The transcript has 6 exons. NCBI's taxonomy places the organism in Eukaryota, Metazoa, Arthropoda, Insecta, Diptera, Psychodidae. The coding region runs from base 564 to 1646 and encodes 360 amino acids. The record is from RefSeq and is a predicted model, not a curated record. Gene Ontology annotation, molecular function: S-methyl-5-thioribose-1-phosphate isomerase activity.